Messenger RNA from Cicer arietinum (chickpea), 2663 nucleotides. Its product is annotated as wall-associated receptor kinase-like 14. The record is from RefSeq and is a predicted model, not a curated record. Gene Ontology annotation, molecular function: ATP binding; protein kinase activity. Lineage: Eukaryota; Viridiplantae; Streptophyta; Magnoliopsida; Fabales; Fabaceae. Gene Ontology annotation, biological process: protein phosphorylation.
AGUGUGAAUGUGUCGAAGGUUCUUCUCUGUAGCUUAUGUUGCUGCUUCCUUCUACUGUUUUUUUCAGUUGAAAAAAUAAAAAUAAAGAACGUUAAGAAACAAUUCAUUUUCCAAUUUCGUACUGCAACAACAACUAGUAUUCAAUUUUCAAACACCAUCUUCAAGAGGUUGUGGUGAAUUUACUUCUUCAACUACUACAUCCAUAUUAAUUUAAUUCAACCUUUGCAGAACAUUAAAGGGUAAUGAUCUUGAUCAGUGAUAAUUACACAAAAAAAUGUUUUUUCAUCAAAAGGUAAACUUCACAAUCACGAUCAUAGCAAUCUUCUUAUUGAACACAACAAGAGCACAGAACAACACAAUUUGUGAUAACCGUUGUGGAGAUGAGAUUCUUCAAUACCCUUUUGGAUUCUCUGAAGGUUGUGGAAUCAAACUAAAAUGUUUCCAAAACAAAGUCCAAGUUGGUGAAUUUCUGAUUCAGAACUUAACGAAAAACAGCAUAUUCAUCUACCUUCCGGCAAAAUGCAACCGUAGCAUGGAAACUAUUCAACCACUUUUCAGUGAAAACUUUGCUCCUACAAGGAAUAACAGUUUUCUAGUUCAAGGUUGUUCAGUUCCACUUGGUGGUUGUGUUAUUCCAGCUUCAAGUUUUUUUGGAAAUCAAAUUGAAGUUGAAAGUUGUGACAGAAAAAGUAGUAAUAUAAGUUGUUUUUCUCAGAAACAACGUGAAGAAGGAGAAAGAGAUGUUUUGACUUAUGAGGAAUUGAAUCAAACUAAGUGUAACUAUUUGUUCUCAGCUGUUGCUGUUGAACAGAACAAAGAGAUUUCUUUGCAAUUUCAAGCUGUUGAAUUGGGGUGGUGGCUUCAAGGGUUGUGUCAAUGUUCUUCCAAUGCUACUUGUUCCACAGUGAAUCUACAAGGAGACAGUUUGGGGUUCCGGUGUCAGUGUUUUGAUGGUUUCAUCGGAGAUGGUUUUGCUAAUGGCACCGGUUGCCGGAAAGCUCCAAGUUGCAGUGCUUCAACACUAACAUCCGGGGGAUGUGGGAAUGCAACCAAAAUUGGUGUUGUCAUUGGAGUGGCUGUAACCGGAGUUGUCAUCGUGGCUGCUCUCAUUCUUCUAUGCUACUGUGCCAGGCGUCGUUUUACUUGGUUGAGAAAACAUACCAGAGUAAAGCGCCUACUCCGCGAAGCUGCAGGCAACUCUACUGUGCCUCUCUACCCUUACAGAGACAUAGAAAAAGCCACAAAUUCUUUCUCUGAUAAACAGAGGCUGGGAACUGGGGCUUUCGGAACAGUCUAUGCCGGAAAACUUCACAAUGAUGACUGGGUUGCAAUAAAGAAGAUAAGGCAUAGAGACACCAACAGUGUUGAUCAAAUCAUGAAUGAGAUCAAGCUCCUUUCUUCGGUGAGUCACCCGAAUUUGGUUCGCCUCUUAGGUUGCUGCAUUGAGGAGGGAGAGCAAAUACUUGUUUAUGAAUUUAUGCCGAAUGGAACACUGUCUCAGCAUUUGCAAAGAGAGAGGGGUAAAGGUCUUCCGUGGACAAUACGACUCACCAUCGCUUCUGAAACUGCUAAUGCUAUAGCUUAUCUCCAUUCUGCAAUUUAUCCCCCAAUUUACCACAGAGACAUAAAAUCCAGUAAUAUACUCUUGGAUUAUAGCUUUAAAUCUAAAGUAGCUGAUUUUGGGCUUUCUAGGCUUGGCAUGAUAGAAACAUCACAUAUUUCAACUGCUCCACAGGGAACUCCAGGUUAUGUGGAUCCCCAAUACCAUCAGAACUUCCAUCUUUCUGAUAAAAGUGAUGUAUACAGCUUCGGAGUGGUUUUGGUAGAGAUAAUAACUGCCAUGAAAGUGGUUGAUUUUGGAAGACCACAGAGUGAGAUUAAUUUAGCUGCACUUGCUGUUGAUAGGAUUAGGAGAGGUUCUAUAGAUGAGAUUGUAGAUCCCUUCCUUGAACCACAUAGCGAUGCUUGGACUCUAUAUUCCAUUCAUAAGGUGGCUGAGCUUGCAUUUAGAUGCCUUGCUUUUCAUAGCGACACGAGGCCAACUAUGAUGGAAGCAGCUGAGGAGCUGGAGUAUAUCAGACGCCGUGCAUGGGCAACUAUGGAGGAAACCAUAUGCUUAGGUUCAUCGAUUGGAUCUACAAGUUCAUCGCCUCGCAAUGGAAGUGAGAUGUCAGUGAGUGGUAUUAAGUUGAAGAGAGUAGGGCAAGAGAGUGAGGGAUUGAUUAUUCCACCCGUGGACGGGAGCUUGUUGCAAUCUGUGGAGGUGAAAGACAGCUCCCCUGUAUCAGUGCAUGAUCCUUGGUCAAGUGGACAGAGCUCGCCUUCAACAAACAGCUUGUUGGGAAAUGUCAUUCGGUGACAUCAAUGUGAAUAAUAAUACUAGAGGCAUAUAUAACAGUUUUCUUUUCUCUUUUAACUGUCAUUGAUAUAGAUAUUUUUGUGAUUAAGAUUCUGUUUGACUGACAACUUCCAAAAAGCUUAUAUGCAAAAAUAAUCAGCAACAAUAUAUUCAAAAUUCUCUAUGCAGAAAAGAUGUAAACUAUGAAUAAUUAAUGUGUACUUUAGGCCACAAUUUUUUAAGUAAUGUCUUGCUGUCAUGGUUUUAAAUUGCGGUCUGCAUUGCAACUGCGGCUGCAAUGUAAAAGUUUUAGAGAUCUUUUCAA